CAUCAAUUCGUUAAUCCGUUAUUGUAUUACUAUUGUUUGCUUCGCCUAAACCCAUCCAGGAAAAGGAAACAACGUGUUCUGUUCUGCGCUUCGACCUAAGAUAUGGUUAUUUUUUAAUUUACUUCACUUGUAAAUAUUACAUCUGUUCUCAAUCAGCACCAUUAGUCUAGCCCCUCUUCUCCCUCCUUCCUUCAAAUGAAGCGGGCUCAGUACAGUUGCUUGCUACUUUUGCUACUUCUACUUUACUACAUUUUGUUUUGCUUACUUUGUUCUCACGAAGACAAAGAAAACCCGCUUACUUCAUUUCUCUGCUUCUCCUUUCUUUGGUUCAUUCUCCCACUUUUUCCCCUAACUGUUGCCUUCAUUCACUCUUUCGGUUACUUCCUCUUCCCUCUGCCCUUCCUUCCUACGCUCAACCGCGCCCAAUUUACCGAGCUGCAUCUCCGCAGCGACGCUAUGCCAUCACAAACAUCAUGCCGCCUGUGUUUCUUCGGGUUUUAAAUUUUCUUCCUUUCAGUCAAAGAAACACCUCCUUCCAACGGACUAGCGGCAGCGCAUUCACC
Lobosporangium transversale is the source of this 563-nucleotide messenger RNA. RefSeq lists its product as hypothetical. Lineage: Eukaryota; Fungi; Mortierellomycota; Mortierellomycetes; Mortierellales; Mortierellaceae. The transcript has a single exon. The record is from RefSeq and is a predicted model, not a curated record. The coding region runs from base 196 to 501 and encodes 101 amino acids.